Molecule: messenger RNA, 2192 nt
Organism: Symphalangus syndactylus (siamang)
Lineage: Eukaryota; Metazoa; Chordata; Mammalia; Primates; Hylobatidae
Gene: DMKN
Product: dermokine
Biological process (GO): cornified envelope assembly
Source: RefSeq, a predicted model, not a curated record
GCCGGGCAGUUGAGGACAGGAGAGAGAAGGCUGCAGACCCAGAGAGAGGGAGGACAGGGAGUCGGAAGGAGGAGGACAGAGGAGGGCAACAGACACAGAGCAAAGGCGGCAAGGAGGAGACCCUGGUGGGAGGAAGACUCUGGAGAGAGAGGGGGCUGGGCAGAGAUGAAGUUCCAGGGGUCCCUGGCCUGCCUCCUGCUGGCCCUCUGCCUGGGCGGUGGGAAGGCUGGCCCCCACCAGAGCGGAGGGGAAAGCACUGGGACAAAUAUUGGGGAGGCCAUUGGGCAUGGCAUGGGAGAUGCCCUGGGCCAAGGGGCGGGAAAGAUUAUUGGCAAAGAGGCCAGAGGGGCAGCCAGCUCUAAAGUCAGUGAGGCCGUUGGCCAAGGGACCAGAGAAGCAGUCGGCACUGGAGUCAGGCAGGUUCCGGGCUUUGGCGCAGCAGAUGAUUUGGGCAACAGGGUCGGGGAAGCAGCCCAUGCUCUGGGAAACACUGGGCAUGAGAUUGGCAGACAGGCGGAGGAUGUCAUUCGACACGGAGCAGAUGCUGUCCACGGCUCCUGGCAGGGGGUGCCUGGCCACAGUGGUGCUUGGGAAACUUCUGGAGGCCAUGGCAUCUUUGGCUCUCAAGGUGGCCUUGGAGGCCAGGGCCAGGGCAAUCCUGGAGGUCUGGGGACUCCGUGGGUCCACGGAUACCCCGGAAACUCAGCAGGCAGCUUUGGAAUCAACCCUCAGGGAGCUCCCUGGGGUCAAGGAGGCAAUGGAGGGCCACCAAACUUUGGGACCAACACUCAGGGAGCUGUGGCCCAGCCUGGCUAUGGUUCAGUGAGAGGCGGCAACCAGAAUGAAGGGUGCACUAACCCCCCACCAUCUGGCUCAGGCGGAGGCUCCAGCAACUCUGGGGGAGGCAGUGGCUCACAGUCGGGCAGCAGUGGCAGUGGCAGCAAUGGUGACAACAACAAUGGCAGCAGCAGUGGUGGCAGCAGCAGUGGCAACAGCAGUGGCAGCAGCAGUGGUGGCAGCAGUGGCAACAGUGGUGGCAGCAGCAGUGGUGGCAGCAGUGGCAACAGUGGUGGCAGCAGCAGUGGUGGCAACAGCAGUGGCAGCAGCAGUGGUGGCAGCAGUGGCAACAGCGGUGGCAGCAGCAGUGGCAACAGCAGUGGCAGCAGCAGUGGUGGCAGCAGUGGCAACAGUGGUGGCAGCAGAGGUGACAGCGGCAGUGAGUCUUCCUGGGGAUCCAGCACCGGCUCCUCCUCCGGCAACCACGGUGGGAGUGGCGGAGGAAAUGGACAUAAACCCGGGUGUGAAAAGCCAGGGAAUGAAGCCCGCGGGACCGGGGAAUCUGGGAUUCAGGGCUUCAGAGGACAGGGAGUUUCCAGCAACAUGAGGGAGAUAAGCAAAGAGGGCAAUCGCCUCCUUGGAGGCUCUGGAGACAAUUAUCAGAACUCUGAGACGUCUCCUGGGAUGUUUAACUUUGACACUUUCUGGAAGAAAUUUAAAUCCAAGCUGGGUUUCAUUAACUGGGAUGCCAUAAACAAGAACCAGGUCCCGCCCCCCAGCACCAGAGCCCUCCUCUACUUCAGCCGACUCUGGGAGGAUUUCAAACACAACACUCCUUUCCUCAACUGGAAAGCAAUUAUUGAGGGUGCGGACGCAUCGUCACUGCAGAAACGUGCAGGCAGAGCCGAUCAGCCGGGUGCAGGAUGGCAGGAGGUGGCAGCUGUAACUUCCAAGAGCUAUAAUUAUAACCAGCAUGCGUAUCCCACUGCCUAUGGUGGGCAGUACUCAGUCAAGACCCCUGCAAAGGGGGGAGUCUCGCCUUCUUCCUCGGCUUCCCGGGUGCAACCUGGCCUGCUGCAGUGGGUGAAGUUUUGGUAGGCAAUUUCUUCCAACCACCGCCGAGGCCCCGAAAAGCACUGGUCGUCAGGGAGCUCCUCCCCUUGGCCCCCAGCCUGUGCCAGCCCUGGCCCGGCUGCCGCACCUCUGUUUCCUAGGCUGGGGACCCAGCUUGUCUCUCCUUGUUUCUUCCUGCUGCACUGUGGUGCUUCAGUGACCACCAGCCUCAUCGGAUAUACCAGCAUCUUUCUCUACCUGCUCCCUUUUGUGACCUGAAGUCACUGUGACAGUUCUCCAGGAAGGAGGAGCUUCCUACUUUUGAGUUUCUCUGUGGAAAUAAAACAUGAAUCUUGUUUCCC